Molecule: messenger RNA, 495 nt
Organism: Lycium ferocissimum
Lineage: Eukaryota; Viridiplantae; Streptophyta; Magnoliopsida; Solanales; Solanaceae
Exons: 2
Coding region: 1-495 (164 amino acids)
Source: RefSeq, a predicted model, not a curated record
AUGGACCAUAAAAGCCCUCAAUAUAUAUUCAAGCAAAGGGAACUGAAUUUGAGACAGCGAAGAUGGCUCGAAUUGCUAAAGGCUUACGAUGCUGAAAUUUUGUAUCACCCUGGCAAAGCUAAUGUUGUUGCUGAUGCUCUAAGUCGCAAGUCAAUGGGUAGCCUAUUGUAUCUGCCAGUGGAAAAGUUGGAAAUGACUAGAGAGCUUUACCGCUUAGCAAAUUUGGGAGUUCGCCUGCUGGAUUCAGAAGACAUUGGGAUUACCUUAAAAAAUAUAUCCCAAUCGAAUCUUGCCUCGGAUGUAAAGGCUCAGCAGAAUGAAGAUCUAGUUUUAGCUAGCAUUAAGGAAGGAGUGCAACAAAAUCGGAUCUCAGCCUUUGAACUGGAUUUAAAUGGGUUCUCAAAUAUCAAGGCCGUUUGUAAAGAUCAAACAUCAGAAACCCAGUGGCUUAUUACAAGAAAUGGAGAUCCCAGUGUGGAAAUGGGAAGUGAUUAA